UUCCCCAUACAGGACUACAAUGAUGAAAUUAGACAGGCACAGCUGCAGGAACUCACUUACCUGAAUGGCGGAUCAGAAAAUGCAGAGGUCCCAAGUGGUCGCGGGAAACAGUCUGUUCGCCCUCGAGGGGGCACCAGUAUCUUCGUUGGCAAGAGCCGUGGAGGAGUGCCACCCGCUUCUGCAGGAGUGCCAAGAGGGGCACCGGCUCCAAGAGGAGUGACCCCUGCUAGGGUUCCAUCUAUACGAGCUCGGGGAAUAUUGGCCACACGAGCAAGAGGACUUCCUCCUCCUGCAGGUUAUCGACCCCCACUGCCAGCACAGGACACGUACGGAGAAUAUGAAUACGAUGAUGGCUAUGGAACGGCAUAUGAUGAGCAAAGUUACGAGUCUUACGAUGACAACUACACUUCUCAAGUACAGAGUUCUGGAGAUUAUUAUGAAUACGGACAUGGAAUUGGUGAGGAAUCAUAUGACUCAUACGGGCAAGAAGAUUGGGCAAACAACAGACAUAAAGUCGCUUCUUCAAGAGCCACAAAAGGAGCCUACAGAGAUCAACCAUAUGCAAGAUACUGA
This is a messenger RNA of Staurois parvus, 573 nucleotides long. Lineage: Eukaryota; Metazoa; Chordata; Amphibia; Anura; Ranidae. The record is from the annotation of a GenBank genome assembly.